Molecule: messenger RNA, 1504 nt
Organism: Mya arenaria
Lineage: Eukaryota; Metazoa; Mollusca; Bivalvia; Myida; Myidae
Product: homeobox protein caupolican-like
Exons: 5
Coding region: 131-1192 (353 amino acids)
Biological process (GO): regulation of transcription by RNA polymerase II; neuron differentiation; cell development
Cellular component (GO): nucleus
Molecular function (GO): DNA-binding transcription factor activity, RNA polymerase II-specific; RNA polymerase II cis-regulatory region sequence-specific DNA binding
Source: RefSeq, a predicted model, not a curated record
GAGAUGACACUUCCAUUUAUAGCAAGUAAUAUCUAGUGAUAUCAUUGUGACUCGCAAAGUUUGUUAAAUCACGGAAUUACAAAAUUACUUGGAUACAUAUCUGUGUAUAAAACAUUUCAACCGAACGACUAUGACGUCAGUAGCAUCCUCGUUCAUGGGAGGGUCUCAGCAUCAGCCACGCACCUCGUGCUGUCAGACCGGAUAUCCAGUGCUAGCGGACCCGCUUACCGGAAGGACCAUAUGCUCGUGCCAGCUGCAAUCGGGCGUCCCGGCCUAUCUGUCACGUGUUCCAAGCUUACCGGAAACAGUUUACCCGGCCAGCAGUAUGCACCUGGCGUCAUUACAUAGAGGUUCCGCCGGGACGUAUCCUGGUGGUUACAGUAUGAGCGAUUCACGCAUUCUAAAGGCCGCCCCACCCAGUGCCCAUAUCCAUAGCCACUACGAGGCUGCCAUGGCGGCCAGCCCAUAUGCUUUUUAUCCUGGCUUUGAUAUUAACGGAGUUCGGCGAAAGAACGCGACCCGCGAGUCAACCGCUGCCCUAAAGGCAUGGCUGUACCAGCACCGUAAAAACCCAUACCCUACCAAGGCAGAGAAGGUGAUGCUGGCCAUCAUCUCCCAGAUGACCUUGACCCAGGUGUCCACGUGGUUCGCCAACGCCAGAAGGAGGCUGAAGAAAGAACGGAAACUUGGUGACAAUGAUCUCGAGGAUCUUGAUGAUAUCGAUGUUGAUGGCAAGAGAUCUGAAGCAGACACUACAAGCAGCAGACUAUCUGACUGUGAAUCUGACGUCACAAGUAAUACCGCCGACAACUCCCGAGUGAUUACGGACUUGUCCGAUGUUUCAGACGCCGAGGAACAGACGCCAUUACAUAAAAGGCAAACGAAAAACUGCGUGCAAAGACUCUUCUCUCCCGACAGCCGAAACGAGCUCUACCUGGAUAGUAUCUCGUCUCCAAAUGACUCAAAACUCAGUGAUUCUGGGCCCUAUUCGGCCACAAAAGAAGGAAAGGACAAUUGUUUGGCAUCAAAUUCAAAAUGCAAAUCAUUUCAAGACGACACAUCUACAAUUUCAAAUUGUUCACCAACGCCCUGUGUGCCUAAGAAUGACUUUUUGACCUUGCACAAAUCAAACAUUGUGCAGAACAAUCACACUAAGUCCAAGAUCUGGUCGAUAGACAGUAUCAUUGGAUGAAGAUAAUGCCGCCUGCAUGCGUAUAAUUAUGAUUUGGAAAAAAACUGCAUGAUAUUAAAAUGCUAUUAGGUUUAUAAUACAGGCAAGUUCUUAUUGAAAGGAUACAAAUCUAAAUGUUAUUUUAAUCACUUCAAAUGUCUACAGCAUGUUUAUGUCAUUUAUGUUGAUCAAAUGGUCUAUGCUAAUAUAUGAUGCGUUCUAUCAAUUUUCACGUGUUUUACAUUCAAAUGUAUUCUUUAUGAAUGCGUUUUUCUUUAAUUUUGUGUCAGCUAAUGAGACGAACUGUUGUAAUAAAAUACAGUUUAAAUUGUA